Messenger RNA from Pseudomassariella vexata, 1011 nucleotides. RefSeq lists its product as uncharacterized. Lineage: Eukaryota; Fungi; Ascomycota; Sordariomycetes; Amphisphaeriales; Pseudomassariaceae. Bases 1 to 1011 code for a protein of 336 amino acids. The record is from RefSeq and is a predicted model, not a curated record. The transcript has 3 exons.
AUGCUUUGGAGACCACUUGUCCUAGCCGCGGCGGCCAUCGCGCCUAGCGUCGAUGCGGCUGCGACACUUCGGUUCUCGUGCUCGCAACUCGUUGUUGAUCGUCUAGAUCCACUGGUCAACCCCGGCAUGAACCCCUCGCCCCAUCUCCACCAAGUUGUUGGAGGAAAUGCAUUCAAUACGACCAUGGACCCUGCUGUACACGACCUCCCGACUACCGCGACGUGUACUUCUUGCACACCGGUUGAGGACUUUUCCAACUACUGGACUGCUACUUUAUUCUUCCGUGCGCGCAACGGAACCUUCAAGCGCGUCAACACCUUUGGCAAUGAACUUGGCUUCACGUCCGCCAAAGGCGGCCAAACUGUGUACUACCUCUCCUCAGGCAAAGUAACCGCCUUCAAGCCCGGCUUCCGCAUGACCGUCGGCGACCCCACGUUCCGCACCGCGGCCCAGCUCAACGCAAAGUACAAGUACAUGGACUUCACCUGCCUGGCGUCGUCCAUGACGCGCGGUGGGCAAACCCUCAACUUCCCCACUUCGACCUGUGCCGCGGGCAUCAUGGUCAGCAUCCGGUUUCCGACGUGCUGGGAUGGGAAGAAUACCGAUAGUCCCGACCACCAGAGCCACGUCGCCUAUCCGAAUGGAAAUGCCUGCCCGUCAACGCAUCCUGUGGUCGUCCCUCAGGUGUUUUACGAGACCUACUGGGAUACAAGGCCAUUCAACGAUAAGAACAUCUGGCCCACCGACGGCUCUCAGCCUUUCGUUUGGUCAUUUGGUGAUAACACGGGUUAUGGUAUCCAUGGCGAUUAUGUCUUUGGCUGGAAGGGCGAUGCGCUGCAGAGGGCGAUGGACAACAACUGCAACAGCGAUCUUUUCGCUAACCAGAUCAACUGCCCAACACUUCAGGUGCAGUCGCUAGAUCAAGCGAAUCAGUGUACCAUCAAGCCAGAGGUCAAUGAGAACCUGGACGGUUGGCUCACAGAACUUCCGGGUGGCAUGCCAAUCAUGUAG